AUGUCCUACGCCUACGCCAAGCAGGGCACCGGCCCGCUCCGCCCCGACGUCGACCACGUCGAGGGGACGGUCAAGGCCGUCGUCGGCCCCGUCUACGACCGCUACCAUGCCGUGCCGCUCGAUCUCCUCAAGUUCCUCGACCGCAAGAAAUGUACCAACAGGGUGCAUUUUGUCAGGAACUUGAUCACGGAGGUCGCUGGGUUUUCUCUCGAUCGCGAGAAGAAGCUGGGGAAGGUGAUCGUCCCGGACAAGUGGAAGGAGGGCGCCAGCAACACCUUCGAGGGCGGCGGCCGGAAGAUCAACGAGAACAAGCUCCUCUCCAAGAAGAGCAGGUGGACUCCUUAUGGAAAUACCAAAUGCAUAAUCUGCAAGCAACAGGUGCACCAGGACGGUAAAUACUGCCACACCUGUGCCUAUUCAAAAGGGGUGUGUGCGAUGUGUGGUAAGCAAGUGCUGGACACGAAGCUGUACAAGCAAAGCAAUGUGUGAGUAGGGUACUCAUGUACUGGACUUGGUAUGUUUAACAUGUAAGAUCAUGGCAUCAUGUACUAGCGAUAUUGCUGUGGAAAAACGUGAUGUAUGCGGUGUUAUGAAAAGAACAAAUUUUAACAGUUGUGUAAGCGGGCGUGCUUGUCUCUGUAAUUUGAACCCUUGAGCAAUGUGGAUUUUUGCUGCCCUGGCACAUGCUUC
Molecule: messenger RNA, 690 nt
Organism: Triticum dicoccoides
Lineage: Eukaryota; Viridiplantae; Streptophyta; Magnoliopsida; Poales; Poaceae
Product: cysteine-rich PDZ-binding protein-like
Exons: 6
Coding region: 1-489 (162 amino acids)
Biological process (GO): cytoplasmic microtubule organization
Molecular function (GO): microtubule binding
Source: RefSeq, a predicted model, not a curated record